Molecule: messenger RNA, 8108 nt
Organism: Rhopilema esculentum
Lineage: Eukaryota; Metazoa; Cnidaria; Scyphozoa; Rhizostomeae; Rhizostomatidae
Product: armadillo repeat-containing protein gudu
Molecular function (GO): protein binding
Source: RefSeq, a predicted model, not a curated record
ACUUAGUUUCUUCAGAUAAAGUGCCAUUUCAAUUCCAAGAAAACAUUUGUCAUUCAAAAUCCCACUACCAAGUUCAAGUUCUUCAUCACAUACUUUUGCCUACAAUAAAUUCUACCAAGUAAAGUUUCAUUCAUUUUACCGCACCUGUUUAUUAGAUAUUUAAUCCCAAAUUAUUUAUAUUUGUAAAUAUAAUUCAAGGGUGGAUCCAGCAAAAAACCUGAUCGAGUUACCUUGAGGCCAAGGCUGGGGCCUUUCAGAUGAUGAGAUUGAUGGUUUAUGAUUGUGCCUAAAGCAUUUUGGUACCAUUGGGGAGGGGGGUUCUAUCCACUUACUCAAUCUGGAUUUUAGAUUUCUUUCUGAACAGAAACAGUGCCUCUGAAAUUUUUCGCAACCCCCUUCCCUUUCUCAAUGCCCUUUUGUUUGUUUUGGAUGCCACAGCAAAGUUUUACCCAUCUGUUUUGUUCACAUUUCAGGUGCAUUGUGGCUGGGGGGUAUGGGGCGGUGGUCCCCUCUUUUUUCAAAUUUUGACGAUUUUUGGAAAAAACAUUGUUGUGUCAGAAAUUUCUAAAACUUGAGCUGUUUGUGAAAAGGAGAAGUGAAACAAACCUUUUAGUGACAUGUUGUAAUCAGAUGAAAAAGAAUGGCAAAGAAAAUACUAAUGAACCAAAUUGAACAGGAUAGAGACAGAUGUUGGUACAGCAAACUCAGAGAACAAAUGUGAAAGUAUGAUCUAAUAGAAGAAAUAGAAGACAUAAGACAUAAACAAAUAACUAAGGAAAAGAUACAGAAAUAUGUUUACAAAGAAUACAAAAUUGAAAGCAAAAAUAUGACAAAAUUAAGAUUUUUACAUAAAAACCAAGUCAAAAGGAAACAAUAUAUGGAAAUAUGCACAACAAGGAAAGCAGAGGAUAUGAUAAAAAUAUGCCUUAAUAUUGAGGCAUUCCAUUGUACUUACAAAGGAAGAGACAAAGAAAUUAAAUGUCCAUUAUUCAAAGAAAAACAAGACACAACAGAACAUGCAUUUGAAUGCAAAAUAAUUGAAAACAUCUUGAAAACAAAAGAAAUUGAUGCCUGCAGAUAUAGAAAGUGAGCAAAUUGAUGUAAUAAAAGUUAGUAAGUUUGUAAAAGAAGCAAUGGAAAUUAGAGAACAGAUAUCAAAGAACUAGAAAAAACCAAGGUCAAAUUAGCUUGCACUAUCAAAUGAAAUGAUAGUGCCCGUUGAGACAAAGUGGCUCAAAUAGAAUCACACAAGAAUCUCACUAGACAUAAAUUACUAAAGUACUCACCAUAUUAUCUAAGGGCAAUUCACUUUUGUAAAAAGAAUACUAGAUUUCCACAGAAACAAUGAGAAUUCUCAGGAUGUACAGAUUUUCUAUCAUAGAGUGAUUUGCUGUUUGGAUUUUUCUGUUGAAAUCCAAAUCUCAAAGGCCUAAAUUUGGCUAUGAAGCUGUACAAUAUUGGUCAUAAAUUACAUCUUUGUUUGAUAUUGAAGAUUAGAGGACAAUACCAAUUUUGUGCCUGUCACCAGAUUUGAAAGUUUAUGCAGUUAUGUUGCAGGUAAAGCAAGGAAGAAGUUGAACAAGGGGCUGGGGGUCAUGGCCUGUUGAUAAAAAAACCAUGCUGAGCCGAAUUCCAUUUAGUAAAACCAUGUUAACAAAAAUUUUGCCACAACAGGACUGAGGUGGCGGGUGUAAAAGAAAACUUUCUUCAUUUCACUGGCCCCUCCAGUUUAGAACACUCUCUGCUGGUGGAUAUUCAUUUCAGAAAUAAGAUUUUGUUAUGAAAGUUUGCUCCAAAGAAUGCAGUUUCUUGUGAAAUUGAAGCUUUAAGAUAAUAAAAAAAUAUUUCCUUUGGCAGCAACUAUGGUGCCUUUCUGCGCCAACCCCCCCCCCCCUCGCCCCUUAUACCUACAUGAAAUGCUUCUAUUUGAUUAAAUUAAAUCAAAGAAAAUUUGUCAGAAAAUUUUUUUUUCUUGCCCCCUCUAGAAUUCAAUCACCAUGACGCCCCUGUUGCCUUUCAAUGUCAAAAAUAGGAUCACUUUCAAAUCGAUUGUUUUUGCCUCCGUUACACAGGGUAUCAUACCGUAUGCCUCCAUAGACACCAGCCAUUUCAUCAAAAUAUGGUGUAAUUGUUCUGCCCAAGCAUAGACUUUCAGGCUUCGGAUGUACACAAGAACGAUGAAAGGAUGGAAGUAGAGAACAUUCCUGGCUCCAAAAUGAAAAGAAAGUCAAAUCUCCCGAAUGAAAGUGAUCUGAAGAAGCAAAAGUUGAUGCAAGAAUAGAAAAGAUCAUGGCUAGUGUCUCUAAAGAGAGUUUCUAAAGAGCCCAUCUGCUGCUGUUGUUCAGUAGAUAUUGUCCACUUCUAUGCAGUAAUCCAUAACUAGCUUUUAGUGUAUAUAGAUAAACACACACCCACAACUUAGCACCGGAUUCACUGUGAAAUAGUUGAUACAUUUGUUGUAAAUAUUGUAACUUUUUAUGAAAAAUGAAAAUACAUGUUUUUUAAAAGAUGUUUUGAAAUUUUGUUCCUCGUUUUGUACCUGAAAUUUUGAAAGUUUGUAUCAGUUUGUCAGAGCCACAGACAUUGCCUAUUUUAAGUAUAUUCAUGUAAGAUAUUGGGACUUUAAUAGAACUGAGUUUUCUUUUAUAAAAACUGUAAAAAAAUCUCUAUAGACUGGCAUGGCACUCCAUACUUUAAUCCAAAAGUAUCUAAAAGUAUUUGUUGUUUAGCUGGCACUCUUCAUCCCCCAAAAUGACGAAAUCGUCUAUAGCUGAGUAUAAACUGUUGAAAAAGCUAAUCAGAUACCCUCGUUUCCUAUUGGUUAAGUAACAUAGUGCACAUACUUCCUAUUGGUUGAUCUUGGUAGAAGCUUUUCUGCCAGCCAGUCCUUGAUUUUUUAAUACGUUCUUGAUAAAACCAGUCUUUUAAAGGUAGUCUGUCAUGCCUAGCAUAGAAGAGAAUUUCUUUUUCACCGAGUUUUUGUUACGAAACGAAGGAGGUCUCUCACUCACUUUUGAUCAGUUAUACUAUUUUUAUAUUCUUCUCUGAUCUCCAGGAAACUCAACAUUCAACAAAAAUAGGUAGUGAACAGCGCGACACACUGCCUUAAAACUAUACUGUCGAAGGCUUUUUGUAGCUUUGCCAUGAGAAGAAACACAAGCUAAAUUAUUUGCCAUUGAACUUGGGCUGUCCUAUCUGUAAUAUACAGAUAGUUGAUUGCUGGACACUUCACACUGAGAUAUAAAUGCUAUGAUUGGUAAAAUUUUGAGUCUAGAAUGAAGAGACUAUACCAGCAAAAUAUGCAAUCGAGUUUUAUAGGGCUUUCUUAGUAUAGCCCAUUUUGAAGACCAAUCUCUUUUCCGAUUUUUCUCCAGUAUCUUUAAAAUUUGUAGGUAUUUUCUCUUUUAAAACUCAUAACGCAUUUUGUGUUUCACGACUUCUUUAGACAACCUUUUGGCUGUAACUUCGAAGGUAGCUCAAUUGAUCGACACUAAAAUUUUGAUAAUGGCCUUGAUAAAGACCCAGGAUUUUUCAGGGAAAAUAUCCCUGUUGGUCCGUGAGAAUCCUGAAGGAAAACAGCUGAUCUUAAAAAGUUAAGACCGUUCGCUAAAUGAGGUCGAUGUACAAGCUAAAUCCUUUUCGUGAAACACUUCAUAAGUUUCAUGAAUAUUGAUAAAUUUUCCCACAUUUUGUUGAGUUUCAACAGCAUGUCUGGCUAAAAUUGCAAAGUUUUGCACACAACGGAAUUACAUCUUGGUCAAAGGCGAUUACAGAACAGCUCAUUUCAGCUGCACUAAUAAUGGCUUGGUGAUUUCUGAAAGAUUCUCCUAGUUGGAUUGCUGUGAUUUUGUGAAAUUUCUUAUUUUUGGCAAUAGAUAACCUACCGAACCUUAAGAUUAUUCAACAUAACCAUUAACUUGUAAGAACAAGAUGAUGAAAACGGAAGAAUCGCCAUUUCAAGCAUUCAAAUAUGCAGAUCGUAAAAGUGAAUAUGGAAAGUGUUCAACUGCUUCCAAUCGUGUUGAUCCAGAAUCUGACACAGAUGAAGAGGAAGUAGACAAGAUAAGGACUGGAAUGAACGUUGCUAUUACUGGAGAGUAUUUACAAAUUGCCAAACUCAUAAAGUAUGCAAAGCGUGGCAACCAAACAGCGACUGUUCUUGCACUUGUGGCUUUAAACGACCAUGACAUGAAAAAACCUUCCGUCCAAGCAAGCUUGAUUCACCUUGACGGUGUCAACCUUCUCGUCAACCUCCUACGCACCGAUGAUUCCAGAUCAAAGAUCGCUGCACUGAAAAUUCUGCGCGCAACUGCAGCAAAUAAGCUUGUUGCAGAGGUCAUUAUUCGAUUGUCAGGUGUAGAGAUUCUGGUCGACCUUUUGAGUAACAGCAGCGACAACGUUGUUGCAAUGUCAGCUGAUAUAAUUAGUGAUAUUGCAGCAUCGAGAAGGGCCAGAAAAUUGCUACAAGCUAACGGUGGCUUGAUAACCUUGCUGAAAAAUUUGAAGCUUCCAGAACUAGAGCAAGAGAUUGAUAUAAGCAGACAAAAUUCGAGAAUGAGUUCCAGGUUAUCUGGAAAACGCUCAAGCAAAAGCCAUAUGUUACAACACGCUGCUUUGGAUGUCCCGUUGGAGGUUGUCCGUGCGUCUGCUAGCGCAGUGUGGAAUUGCUGUAGGAGUCCAGCAAACAGAAAAGUUGUUACUUCGUCAGAUAUUCUGCCAUUUUUAAUUCGCCUCCUAGAAAAGACCACAGAUGAAACUAUUCAUAUGCCUGUUAUUGGUAUAAUCCACUCCUGUGCUGUUGAUACAACAUUCAAGAAAUACAUGCUAUCAGCUGGUCUUCUCUACCACGUGGUGCGUGCAAUGAAAAGCGAUCGAAGGCAGUUCCAAAUUCUUGCGCUGAAAGCUUACUCUGUUUGUGGAGAUGAAAUUGAAGCCAGGGACCAAAUAAGGGAACUGAAUGGCCUCGGUUUAAUGCAUGGUAUGUUGCUGAAUGGGCGGAAUGGAGAUACCGAUAUGCUGAUUGCAGCAACGGAAGCUGUGUGGAAGUCUAUUACUGAUAACCAUGAAAAUGUCAAUUGGUUUAAAAGGCAUUCAAUCGUGAACGACCUGUCCGAGUUGCUUAAGAGUAACAACAGUGAGGUUAUUGUCAAUUCACUCGGCAUCGUUACAGAAUUUUCUUAUCCAGAUUUAGAGAACAGGAAGCUACUCCUUGAAAACAAUGUAAUUCAACUAGUGAUCGGCCAUCUUGAAACAACUGAUUGCCAAAUAAUAAUGGCUGCUUCUAGAGCAGCAAAGGCAGUUUCACAGGAAACAGAGAGUCGAAGAACAAUAAUCGGUGAUGAAGGGUUUCGUUUCUUGUGGUCUCACCUGAAAUCAAGAAACGAAAAUGUUGUUUCCACCGUUUUAGACGCAAUUUACGAUAUAGUUCAAGAUCCAGAGGAGACUGCAACAACUGUGAGGUCGUUUCUUGGUGGUAUCGAAAUUCUCAUAACGCUAAUGAAGUCAAAAAAUAUAGAGAUCAGAAAUUCAGCUUGCAAGGUUGUAUCACGAAUUGAAUGUGAUGAAGAAAAUCUCGAAGUCCUUGAUGAUUACGAGCUUUCAUCAAUCAUUAUUGACUUGUGUGACACGGCCGAUGAUGAACUGCGAAAGGCAUUGUGCGGCUGUAUUGUUAGCUACGCAAUUCAUGAUGAGUAUAGACAAAAGCUGAGAGAGACAAUUCCCUAUUUGGGUGAAUGGCUCACAUCUUCUGAUUUUGACGUAAAGAAGCUUACUACAACUGCCUUAUUCAAACUAUCAUGUAAUCGAGACAACAGUUUGCUUAUCUAUGAAAAAGGAGCUGUUAAGCAUCUGGUAGCUCUUAUCACUUGCGAUGAUCAAAGCCUACAGGAAUCAGCUGCAGAGUGUGUCAGAAACAUUCGACUGACAACUGUACGAGCUGUGGAAAAUCAUUUCCGAUGACAUUUAAUAAGACUGUUUAGAAUAAAAAACACGUGUGAAUUUGAUAGAUAAAUAAACGUUGCAUUUAUCAACGAUUUUUCUGCAUUGUAGCAGCUUGUGAAACUAUUCCUUAGUUGAAAAGCUUCCAAUUUACAUAAUUAAAAGAGAACUUCCUUCUUUGUGAUAUGAUCUUAGCUAACUUGUCGAAGCUAAUGUAUAUAUCAUUAGUUUGUUGUUUCCUUUUCUUUGAAUCUUUGUUUCUUCCUUUGAGUCUUUGUUAGGGUUCUUUGUUUUUAGACCCUUAAAGGGCUGUAUCCAGCUACUUUGAAUUGAUAGUGGAUUAGCCUCGUUUAACACUGACUGAUCACUUGCCCUGCAAAUGAGAUCUUGGUGUUAGGAUGCGAUGCUUCGUCCACUCUGUGGUAGAUUGAUUUGUUCUUUUAGAAUUUUUGCAAGGGUGUAGCUUUUGAUUAAUUAAAGGUUGCAACACUCAAAUCAGUGAUUUUUUCUUUGAGUCUAAUGAACAAAGUACAUAGAGGUUUUGUGUUUUAUCUUCAAACUUCUGAGCAGAGUCCAGAAAAAUUGUUAACCUUCCUCCAGACAAAGACAUCUUAGAAUACAAACCUUCCUCACAAAACAAUAUCGUGGACCUUCUUCCGCUCAGUGGCCGUGCGACCGUAAUGUUUUCCUGGCUCUGCUUCUAGACUCUUGAAUGUCAAGCAGGCCACAAUCUUGAACGGUAAAUCACUUUGAAACUGGCAUUGUAAAUCACUAUUUUUUUUCCAGAACGAUGAUGAAAACUAACAUUUGUACUUUUUGUAGACAUAUUGUAUCAAACAUGUCGAUACUCGUUUAGAGUGAGUUUUCAUCAAUUAAUUUUAGGAAUGAUUCAAAUCAAGAUAAUAUCAUAGAUUCAACUUUAUUUUCUUUGUUGCGAAACAAGAUUUCAUCUCAUAUGGAUCGCCAAGCCUGAUUCCCACAAAAUACCUUAUUGAAUGAAAUCAUUCUGAUCAAAAGACAAAAGGUACUGUGCAUCAUUUACGAUUACUACCUUGAUAAUUGCUUCAGAAUUGAUUAAGUUUAUGGUUUAUUUUAUAGCAACUCAUUAAAGGCAUGGAAAUUUGAACUGGAAUUGAACUCAGUCUUGCUAAUAUACAUUCAACGCGUGAGAUUUGCCUCGUUUACCGUGACCUUUGACAUCACCUGAACGCAACUUUCCUGACGUAUAAACUAUGUAGAUGAUAAAAUAGGUGUGAUAAGAGAUUUUUUGCGUGUUUGGAAUUAAGAUUAAUCGUGUUUUCUGCUUUUGUAGACCGGUUCUGUCUGAAAAUUUUGCCAACCCUCACCGUUCUAUUCAAUGUGGCUUUUCGGUAAAUUUUGGGCACUUCAAUGCUGACCAGGCGAAGAAAGACACCACUUUAAAAAUCACGAAUAGUUUCGUGAUAGUUUUUAUAUUUCAGGUUCUCAACCAAUAUCUAAUCCAAACUAAGCUUGUAUCUUUUCACUGAUCAUUAGCCCAAUGAAUACUGUUCUGCACUGCAACGACACUGCUCUGCUCAGUUGGCAAUCAGCUCACUGAGGUUUAAAAUCUUGACAGUUAAAUAUCUUAGACGAGUAGAUUUAUAAAAUGUGGUAUUGUUUUCGAGAAUUGAGGUCAUUUUUGUUAUUUAAAGCAGUCUUCAUGUAUUAGUCAACAUUUUAGUUUGGUUUGGUCUGAAACUAGUCGCGUCAGUACUUAUUAAAGCAGUAUAAAUUAUCAACCACUGAAUAUAUACUUUUUCAUUUCAAAAAAGGUUUUUAUUUUGCUAUACUUCCAGUCAAUCUUUGUCUCUUCUAUUAUGCCCUUGUGACCUAAUGAAACUCAUGAGAUAAAUUCGUUUUAUGAUUUUAUUCUUUCAAUUUGAAAAAUUUUUGUGUUCAAUCCCUCCCUCUAUACCUUUCAAAACCUCUAUUGCCACUUUCUAUUAACAUAACUUAGAAAUUUCUCGUCCAAAAAAUUACAAGUGACAAAUUUACAUUAUUCAACCUUCACUACAAUAAGCUCGGUUGGAAAAACCUAAUUAUCCACAGCAAACAAUGCUAGCCACACAUCAUACCAAACAGGUACAUAAAAAAAGAUUCAAACUUCCAUAACGAAUCUUUAGCAGCUCUUUUUAUCCUAGAUCAAUUGU